Parathielavia appendiculata is the source of this 757-nucleotide messenger RNA. RefSeq lists its product as uncharacterized. The record is from RefSeq and is a predicted model, not a curated record. NCBI's taxonomy places the organism in Eukaryota, Fungi, Ascomycota, Sordariomycetes, Sordariales, Chaetomiaceae. Bases 291 to 710 code for a protein of 139 amino acids. The transcript has a single exon.
AGAAAAAAGGUCAAAAAAUCAACUCGGGAGUUAACUAGCCUCAAAAAUUGAUCAGAUAUGCCCAGUAACAGGAUUGAACUGUUGACCUUCGCAUGACUUCCUAUAACAUUAAUGUUAUAUUAGUACGACGCUCUAACCAGCUGAGCUAACCGGGCUCUAUUACUUUUAGUAGACAAACCUGCUUAAUUUCUAUUUUGAGCGGUAUGAAAUGUUCUUGGACUUGCUCUUGAGUGAAAAGAUCCAGGAGUCGAUCUUGAGGGUUCGCCAUUCAUUACAGAGCACCAUUGCAUAUGCAUGCCUAUUUGUUGGGCAAGGUGGAGAGAUACUCAGCGAACCUAGAAAGAAUACGUCAUGAUGGAUUCUGCACAUUGUAUUCAAUUGCAAUAUUGUUGCUGCUAUCUAUUUGUAUGCUCAUUCACCGUUGCUGGAAUGCAGAGAAGGAUCUCACUUCCAACCCUUUGUCGUACCAAUCACUUGUUGUACAUACAUACAAGCAAAUACACUAUCAGAUACUUCGCGAGAGAAAAAGGAAAACAGGCCACGCUUCUGUCUCUCAUGUUCUGCACCAUAUUAUGCUGCAACAGAGGAAAGAUAUUAAGAGUACGCAUGACCAUGCUGUGCAGAUGUUAUGCUCGAGCAACAAGAAAAGCCACUUGGAAACAAAGGUUCAAGGGAUGAGACCGAGAAAGACAGUAAGACGAGUUGCAUGAAACAAAGAGCAAGGAGGGCGACGAGCCACAAAAGGUAAACCAGCAAU